This is a messenger RNA of Aspergillus wentii DTO 134E9, 2466 nucleotides long. RefSeq names its product pheromone-regulated protein PRM1 (gene prm1). NCBI's taxonomy places the organism in Eukaryota, Fungi, Ascomycota, Eurotiomycetes, Eurotiales, Aspergillaceae. Gene Ontology annotation, cellular component: mating projection tip. The record is from RefSeq and is a predicted model, not a curated record. The coding region runs from base 229 to 2466 and encodes 745 amino acids. The transcript has a single exon.
GUUGCUGGCCAGCAUUCGCUUCUCUUCUUUUGCCACCUUGACUCUUUCUUUUUUCGUCUUUGAUAGAUUUCUUUGAUUGAAAGUCCUACCUGCUUUGCAAGCCGUUCUACGACUUCCUACGAGUGCUUCCACGAACGAAGCGAAUUUCCUCCAUCUUUCGCCUGCCACGCCGACGACCUCGCUACAACUUCAAAUUUCCCUCUGCCCUUUUACCAAGAUACUGUUAUUAUGAUAUUCUCAAAGUCAGGCCGGACCAUCUUCCCACUGCUCCCCCCGUACGGAGCCCAUGUCCCCAAUGGAGCCCAGGGACGCAUAAUACCGCUUCACCCAGAUGGAAUUACACCUUAUCUAGGCCUUAGAGCCCGACUAUCUCAAGUAUGGAUCAACCGAUGGACUAUUCUGUUGCUUCUCGUCCUUGUCCGGGUCUUGAUGGCCGCUUCGAGUCUGCAGUCAGACAUGAAUACAGCCCAUCGUGAAGCUUUGUCAGCAUGCUCGAGCGUUGAAUCGAUGGGCAGCACGAUGGUUUCUAUGCCUCACUACCUAUCUCAAGGUGUCAAUGAACUCACAGCCUCUGGAGUCGACUCGGCGGUGAAAGGACUGGAGUCGAUGCUUCAACUUACUAUCACGGGCGUUGAAGAGCUGGUUAUCUUCUACAUCAAUGUGUUGUAUUCAACUUAUCUCUGUCUUUUUACCAUGGUUGUUCGAGGCAGUGUUCAUGUUGCAGCUUCAGUGAUAGAAGAUGCUGCCGAUUUCUUGAACUCGACGGUCAAAACUCUCGGUACUGACAUCAGCAAGGGUGUUGAUGACUUUGAGGAUGCUUUUAACAAGUUCCUCAAGGGCGUGAACAGUAUCGCCAGCACUGUUGGAGGAAGUAUUCCGUCUCUUAGUAUUACGAAAUACACCGAUAAACUGGCGGACCUUUCACUUCCAUCCUCUAUCGACGAGAAGGUUGAUAAGCUCAACAGUUCACUGCCCAAUUUCAAAGAAGUCCAGAACAUCACCGAAAAUGUUUUGCGACUGCCCUUCGAAGAAGUCAAGAAACUGAUCAACGAAUCCAUGGGAAAGUACACUUUCGACCGCUCUCUUCUACCAGUCCCUGCCAAAGAACAGAUGACAUUUUGCGACGGUAAUGAUGGAAUCUCCAAAUUCUUUGACGGCGUAACAGAUAUAGUUCUGUUGGCGCGAAAGAUAUUCAUUGCUGUUCUUGUCAUUGCAGCAGUCCUUGCCUGUGUCCCAAUGGCCUGGCAGGAGAUCCGCCGAUGGCGCCAGAUGAAAGAACGUUCCCAACUGGUCCGAAAAGAGGCCCAUGACCCGAUGGAUGUUGUCUACAUUGUCUCCCGACCAUAUACCGCAGCGGCAGGAAUCAAAGCAGCCAGCAGAUCCAGCAACAGUCGCAGACAAGUUCUUAUACGCUGGGCCAUUGCUUAUGCAACAUCACCAGCGGCCUUGUUCGUCCUUUGCCUGGGCAUUGCCGGACUACUCUCCUGUCUCUUCCAAUUCAUCCUUCUUCGAGCUGUUGCAAAGACCGUCCCAGAACUGACCACCGAGGUGGGUGAAUUUGCCGACAAGGUAGUGGAUCGUCUACAAAACACUUCUGCGGAAUGGGCCAAUGAUGCCAACGGAGCCAUCAGCCACAUGAAUAGCGACUUGAACCAUAACAUCUUCGGCUGGGUCAACACUAGUACCGGGGCUUUAAAUGAUACCCUAAAUAGCUUUGUCGACGAGACUACCGGUGUCCUCAACAAGACCUUCGGAAAUACCAUUCUCUACGAGCCUCUCAUGGACGUAUUUAACUGCCUGAUUGGACUCAAAGUCGAGAGUAUCGAAAAGGGACUCACAUGGGUCCAUGACCAUGCACACAUCGACUUUCCCCUUCUACCCAACGAUACCUUCUCCCGCGGUGCCGCAGACAGCAUCGACAACAGCACCGACUCCUCAGACAGUUUCCUCGCCGACGCCGGCGACCAAACGAGCAACAAGAUCAGCGAAGUCGUCGUCCGCGUCGUCGACAAACUCGAAGAAGCAAUCAAAAUCGAAACCAUCAUCGCUGCUGCCAUCCUCGGAAUCUGGGUCUUUGUUGCCCUCCUUGGUCUCAUCCGCGCUCUGUCCCUCUUCUGGGGCCGCGACAAGAACCGCGGUGACGGUGGAGGCGCACCUUCCAUGAGCCAGCAUGUUCCUGACUCGGAGGGAUUCACCGAAAUACCAUUAACUGCGGUCCCGAACACGAACAUGAACACAGACAAUACCCACUCUCAUCAUUCUCAACCAGCUCCCCGGUACGAGGUUGCUAUGAGGAAUGGUGCCUCCGCAGGUGUACCGGCAACUGUGAGCGAGGCCCGGUAUGAAGACGAGAAGCUUGGAUUUGCUGGAGAGAGACAAUAUGGUUCUGCACUCCACACCGAUGGGUUUUCAGAUCUGAGAGGAAGUAGCUAUGUCGAGUACGGUAUGGAGAAGGAGAAGCGCUGA